CUAAAGCCUUCUGGCAAGAUACCAUCUGGUUCAUCAAACUGUACGGCGUUUGGGAUUUGCACAUCUCCCUCUGCCCCUCCUUGCCCUUUGGCUCCACAUGGCCCUUACAAAGUUCUGCUGCAUCAGAUUAGCCCACUUGCUUUGCACCAGGCCUGUUAUCAGGCCAUACGGGAGCUUGAGAAACCAGUUGACCGGGCUCGUGGUCAGUUAGGUCUUGAGCUGGUUGCUACUCGAGAUUUGAACCCGAAUCAAUGCACGGAUUCGAUCUUGCAACCAGAUAUAAAUUCAGAGCGGGCAGUAAUCCAAGGCACCAAUCAUGAGCUAAUUCGAGACCAAGGCCAGCCAACUGGACAGUUAGGGAUUGCCAAGCAGCCCGAGAUCGAUCUUGGAUCUGGUACUCAAACAGCAUUGCCAGUUUUUGAGAAAAAUUCGUCUUCAGAAGCGCGUUUCCAUAAGCAUGAUGCCACUGCGCUUCCCCAUCAGAGUCCACCUAUAUCGAGUUUAGAAGAUAUAAAUAUUUCAAUGCCAAAUCGAAACUCUCGGAAGUGUGUAUCAGCGGACUCCAAUGCAAUGUCUUCAGAGCUAACAGAAUCAAAAAUCUCUGAUUAUCGGCCACCUCUGGCAAAGAGGCCAUGCCGUCCCGGGGACUUGGCUUCCGGUAUCAAAGCAUCUGCUGAUAAGCAUUUGAAAGCGACUACUUUAUCCUAUCCCUUGGCUUCGGAUAAUCGCAACCUGGCAGAGGUCCAGUCUUUAGGUCAGUCUUCAGAAUCAGUCUCGCUGCCCGAAUGCACGCAUAUGCUGUUGUUAUAUCUAUCAAUGGGGAUAGAGUCUUCUCGACCUGCUGACGCAACUGAUAUGACUAUCAUGUAG
This is a messenger RNA of Protopolystoma xenopodis, 870 nucleotides long. The record is from the annotation of a GenBank genome assembly. Lineage: Eukaryota; Metazoa; Platyhelminthes; Monogenea; Polystomatidea; Polystomatidae.